AUGGGUGCGAGAGCUCACGACAGCCGAGAUCAGAUCAAGCGAGCGUGGUACCGUCACGUGUCGGAAUUGCCCGAGAUAGGAGCCAGAACGUCUUCGCCCAAAGAGGCGAGCGCGCAGAGCAGGCGCACGGGUCCAGCACCCAGCAUGCGCAACAGCCCGGCCAGCCCGGUGCGCAACGGUGCUACCAACACUAGUCGCUCCCACCUCGUUGUGAGCCCGACGCAUGUCACUCGACGAGGCUCUGUCAAGCCCGUUGGACCGGGGCUGGAUCCGCUGGCCGUAACGGCGCUGGAUCUAUACGAGUCGCACCCCCACAUCGACCACGAGUCGCGAGCGCUGCUGCGGACAACAUCGCCCACGUCUCCGGGGAAGGAGUCUGUUGGCCUGCUGCCGAACGUGCAAUACGUGCGCAUGAUGGGCAUCGGGUCGUUUGCAACAGAGGACCUUCUGUGGGACGUUAUGCUCCGCUCCGGCGUGGCAAUGGACGACGCGGUCGGUAUCUUCACAGUUCCAUAUCGUACGAGCUGGACAGCCGAAAACGGAGACACGCAGGGCUUCCAGCGCUUCUACACCGGCUCGCGGCAGCAUCGAUUCAGCAAAGUCACGUUCGUCGCGAACCACAAGCCGAACCUGGGCGGGACGGUGUUUGAAUUCAUGGCCGACGAAGUCGACUUCGUCCUCAUCCCGCCCAUGGGAUACUUCCAGCCCACCGAUGCCGACGAGCAGCGCCGCAUGAAGCGCAUUGCGCAGUACUGGCAGGCGACCAUCGACAAGCUGCGCAAGUUCUACCCCCGGACCAAGUUUACGCUAGUCGGUAUCGAGGCAUGGGGCGGCGGGUGGCUCGAGAGCGCCGUCAAGAAGAACGGACCGAACUUCGAGGCAAUCACCAAGAACGAGUACAGGCGGAGAAUACCGCACGAGGAAUAUCAGCUCGUCACGACGGCGCUCUCUGACCUUCGAGCAGUGUAUCCCAACAUGUGGCCGCCGCAGGGCUCGAACACACUCUCUGACGAAAGCCCAUGA
Trichosporon asahii var. asahii CBS 2479 is the source of this 1023-nucleotide messenger RNA. RefSeq lists its product as uncharacterized. The transcript has a single exon. The record is from RefSeq and is a predicted model, not a curated record. The coding region runs from base 1 to 1023 and encodes 340 amino acids. NCBI's taxonomy places the organism in Eukaryota, Fungi, Basidiomycota, Tremellomycetes, Trichosporonales, Trichosporonaceae.